Molecule: messenger RNA, 1656 nt
Organism: Thamnophis elegans (Western terrestrial garter snake)
Lineage: Eukaryota; Metazoa; Chordata; Lepidosauria; Squamata; Natricidae
Gene: CASTOR2
Product: cytosolic arginine sensor for mTORC1 subunit 2
Exons: 9
Coding region: 424-1431 (335 amino acids)
Biological process (GO): negative regulation of TORC1 signaling; cellular response to L-arginine
Cellular component (GO): cytosol
Source: RefSeq, a predicted model, not a curated record
GCAAGUUGUUUGUUACAUUCUGAAACAGCAGCAGCUUUCCUGCACUCUCGAGCUCCCAACUCUCUUCCCAGGUUCUGCUGCCCCCUCUCCUCAUUUUCCCCCCUUUCUUCCCUUUGCUUUUUUUUUCUUUCCUCAUUCCUUCUACUUCUGGACUUAGCAAUAACUCCUUCCCUGCAUUUCCCCCCCCUCGUUCCUUUCUCUCCCUUUUUAUAAUAAAUACCAUAUCCCACCCCCUUUCUAAAGUCAUUAUUAGCCUCCCCCCCCCUCCCCUGCUUCUCUCUGCCUGCGCUGGAAAACGUAAAAGGAAAGACAGUGGAAAAAUACUCUGGUUGAGUAAGGGGAGGGGGGCGAGAGAGAGACAGAGAGAGAGGGAGAGAGAAACAGCCCACAAGAAAGCGGAGAAUCGAAACAGAUGAACUACAAAUGAGAAAGAAAAAAAAGAUGGAAUUGCACAUUUUAGAGCACCGCUUAAAAGUAGCGAGCAUAGCGAAGGACAGCAUCCAAUUGUUUACCUAUGGAUUGAUCAAACUGGCGUUCCUCUCCUCCAAGACCAGGUGCAAAUUUUUCAGCCUGACUGAGACACCUGAAGACUACACGGUCAUAGUGGAUGAAGAAGGAUUUUUAGAGCUUCCUUCAUCAGAACAUUUGAGUGUAGCCGAUGCAACAUGGCUGGCCCUCAACGUCGUCUCGGGAGGAGGUGGCUUCUCCGGCUCUCAGCCUAUCGGUGUGACCAAAAUUGCCAAAUCAGUCAUAGCUCCACUAGCCAAUCAGAAUAUCUCAGUGUUUAUGCUCUCCACCUAUCAGACAGACUUUAUUCUGGUACGCGAGAGGGACCUGGCCUUUGUCACUCACACCCUGGCUUCUGAGUUCACCAUCCUCAGAGUCGUGAAUGGGGAGACUGUGGCAGCCGAUAACCUUGGGAUAACCAACGGAUUUAUGAAACCAAAACUGGUGCAAAGGCCUGUCAUCCACCCCCUUUCCAGUCCGAGUAACAUGUUCUGUGUCACCAGCCUGGACCCUGAUACCCUUCCCUCUGUUGCUACACUCCUUAUGGAUGUCAUGUUUUACUCCAAUGGAGUAAAAGAUUUAGUGGCAAGCAAUGAAGAUUCUGAACACAUUCGUUUUUUCUCAUUUUCUCUUAUUGAGGGAUACAUUUCUUUGGUGAUGGAUGUACAGACGCAGAAAAGGUUUCCUACUAAUCUGUUGUUUACAAGCGCAUCAGGAGAACUCUGGAAGAUGGUUCGCAUUGGAGGGCAACCUCUCGGCUUUGAUGAGUGUGGAAUCGUGGCUCAGAUCUCUGAGCCUUUAGCUGCCGCAGACAUCCCUGCCUAUUACAUCAGUACUUUUAAGUUUGAUCAUGCACUGGUUCCAGAAGAAAAUAUCAACGGUGUUAUCAAUGCACUCCAAGUCAGUCAACCUGAAAAAUAUUAAUUUUUUUUCCCCCUGAAUGGGACCUAGGUGUAUUUUAAAACAAAGAAUUCUUCUCAGUAUUUCCUAGCAAUGGGGUGGGUGGUUCUUUCUUUCUUUUUUUUUUUCUUUUUUACUCCAAAGAGAGCACGGGAGAAAUAUUGCCAUGCCACGAAGAAGUGAUGAAACAAAAGACUAUUGCAUAGGCAAAUUGACUCCCAGUAGCUUUUUACAAAAUAGUAAUAAAUA